GCUUCGCCCGCGCCUCCCUCCGGCCGCGCUCCCUCCCAGCUCGGGCGCCGCGCGGGCAGAGAGCAAGGAUGUGCAGCGAUAUGAUCGAGAUGCUGCCGGUGGAUUUGGAUGGAAAAGGCAAUCUCUAUUUCCAAGAACAAGUGUUAGAAACAGACAGCUGGAGAACAUCAGGAAAAUGUGAAUCUGCCCAAAUCUUCCGAAUUCCUAAUAACCAUGUCCUCAUCGCACAGCCGGCUGACAAAGAUUUCCCUGCAGUAUUUGAACGCAGAACAGACCAGGAAAUUCGGAAAGUAUCAGGUAUCAAAUUUGACAUCCACAGUUACCAAGACACCAAGCCAAAGGGGCUGUCAGUGGUCUUCACUGUGGAAUUUAACCAUCAGACUUACCUCAUGUGUGUGGAGAAAAAAGAAAACAAAAUGAGGGUGAAUUUUAAGGCAGGUACAAUUCCCCACCACAUCGAAGGAGACACCAGCAACAUCAUCUUCAUCAAAACCCGGUUUUCGGCUGGUAGCAGGCAAUUUUACAAGUUUGAAUCUGCUUUGGAAAGUGGCUAUUUCCUGGCCUUUGAGGAUGCUGAAGAUAGCUCUACGACCGUACUGGUAGUCAAGAAAGUAGAACUGGCGGACGAAGUGGAUGAAUCCACAAAGCUAUUCCACGCUCCACUUCUCUGACAAGGAAACCCAAGUAAAAAAAUAAAUGAGAUUGCAAGUGGUAGAAAAAGUGCAGAUUUUAAAUGGUUGAUGUAGCUUUACUAGAAUUGCUAGAAAGUAUAUUAUAAAAUUUCUGACACACUCCCCUCGCUUGAUAUUUGAAAACUGAUCAGUGGAAGUGUCUAAUUAAGAGUAUCUAAAAUUUGGUGGGGUAAAUAAUUGCACUAAGAAAAGCCACACAGCUUUGUAAGAAAUUCUAAUCUCAACCAAUUACCAAUAAAUAUAAAAACUAGACAAUAGCCACACAGAAAAUGCUAGAUAAAACUAAUCGAAUGUCAACAUUUUAAACCUUACCUAGGCGUAGUCUAAGGCAUAUUUUAAAAAUUG
This is a messenger RNA of Protobothrops mucrosquamatus (brown spotted pit viper), 1037 nucleotides long. RefSeq names its product interleukin-18. Gene Ontology annotation, biological process: immune response; inflammatory response. Gene Ontology annotation, molecular function: cytokine activity. The transcript has 6 exons. Bases 69 to 671 code for a protein of 200 amino acids. The record is from RefSeq and is a predicted model, not a curated record. NCBI's taxonomy places the organism in Eukaryota, Metazoa, Chordata, Lepidosauria, Squamata, Viperidae.